Didymodactylos carnosus is the source of this 237-nucleotide messenger RNA. The record is from the annotation of a GenBank genome assembly. NCBI's taxonomy places the organism in Eukaryota, Metazoa, Rotifera, Eurotatoria, Philodinida, Philodinidae.
AUGUCAGCUGAAGCGAAACGUUGUAUUGAUCGAGUACGCUUUUCUGAAGAUUCUUACCUGUUACAAGCAAUUCCCCAAUUUGCACAGCUUCCAUCACUACAGCAUUUUUCUGAACAACAACCACCUCCACAACAAUCUGAACCUGAUGGACAACAGCGUCCACCACCGCAACAAGUUGAACCUUGUCCACAACAGUUACCGUCGCAACAAACAUCACAACAAUUGUCUCCGUCUUGA